Messenger RNA from Phaedon cochleariae (mustard beetle), 744 nucleotides. The record is from the annotation of a GenBank genome assembly. NCBI's taxonomy places the organism in Eukaryota, Metazoa, Arthropoda, Insecta, Coleoptera, Chrysomelidae.
AUGAUGACUGACAUUCUCCUUCUCGCCGACGUAUUCGAACAGUUUCGAAAUAGCUGCCUCAAAACCUACGAUCUUGAUCCUGCCCACUAUUACACUCUACCGGGAUUCACUUGGGACGCCAUGAUGAAGUUUACUAAUCAGGAGUUGGAGCUCAUCACAGAUCCCGACAUGUUCCUGUUCGUUGAGCAAAGAGUUAGAGGUGGUCUCAGCCAAGAACGCGUUGACGAGCAUGCUGAUGCAGAUUCAGAUGAUGGACGUGAUGAGGGCUAUGGAGAAUCAACGGAAGAAGGGGUACAGAGGAUAAACUUUCUGUCCACAUAUUCCAAUUUGGCUGAUCUGCGUAGCAAGUGGGAGGAUAUGGAGUUUUGUACCACCAUAUCCAAAGUGACGCUGGUGACAUCGGAGGGCUUGAAACACUUAUGCGUUCCAUGUUUCUCGUUAUACAUGAGGCGUCCCGGCGUCGCAGGGGAAUACCAGCAUACUUCAUCACAUUCAAUGACGAGGUUCGACGAGAUUCCCUGGUACUUUGAGUGUGCUGCAUGUUCAAUGGACUCACACCAAAUCCAUCUAGCCGAUGUAUGUCCUACUUGUUGCAGUGUACCGGAAAAAGUACAUGUAUUCGAACCAUUAGUUUAAGUUGUAAUAUAUAAUAUAAGUGUUUUUUAAUUAGUUUGAGUUGUUAUGUAUAGUAUCUAUAAGUUGUAAUAUAUAGUAUCUAUAAGUUGUAAUAAAGUAUAUUCUAUA